Molecule: messenger RNA, 2434 nt
Organism: Malania oleifera
Lineage: Eukaryota; Viridiplantae; Streptophyta; Magnoliopsida; Santalales; Ximeniaceae
Product: CDK5RAP3-like protein
Exons: 11
Coding region: 471-2183 (570 amino acids)
Biological process (GO): regulation of mitotic cell cycle; regulation of cyclin-dependent protein serine/threonine kinase activity
Cellular component (GO): endomembrane system
Source: RefSeq, a predicted model, not a curated record
CAGUCGCAGAAACGGAAACGGUUUUUUCGACCCACCAAAUCCCAAACGCAGUGAGGCAGAGAGCUUCUUCAGCUCUUCGUCUCUACGGAGUAAAGACUACUCCGCACGAAAUCCAAUUCCUUCCGUUUGGUCACCGAGAAACUGUAGGAAAAUUAUAUGCAUAGGAGAAUUUUUCUUUAACAUUCUUCAUUGAUGUUUAGUGGCAGCUGAGGCUGGCACACCAACAACUUGGCUUACUUGAUCAGAUUAGCAUGGAUGGAAAUCUGCAUCCGUUUUCUCUUCCACAGUAUGAUAAAAUCCCUUUUGUAACGGGUCAAGAAAUCAAUUGCAGGCGCAUGUUAUAAAUUACCAUUCCUGUGAACUGAUAGAAGCCCAUUUUGCCGUUGGGAAGUGAGCUGACGAGCCGUCUUUUCUCUUCGCUAUCCAAGUAGAGAUUUCUCGAAUUCUGGAAACUAUCUCUGUAGGGAAAAAUGCAGAACGCGGAUGAAAUUCGCAAUCUCCCUAUUGACAUCGCUUUUGCUCGUCUUGGAGAAUGGCUGGUUGACCGGAAAAGAGUUCCGGGUGAUUGGCGAAAGCGAUUGGCAACAGUGAGAGCUCGGAUAUCCACAGCAUUCUCAUCCCUGCCCAAGGACAGUGAUCCUUAUUUCCAAACUCUGGACCCUGAAGGGAUUGGUUUCACUGAAGCCAAACGGAUAUAUGAUAUUCUUCUAAGUUCAACUCCCGAGAGCCGAAAUAUUUUUGGCCGGCUAUCAGGUGCUGCUGGUACUUGGGAGGUGAUUGUGCAUGCUUUUGAGAAAGAUUAUAUUUUCCUCGGAGAGGCUGCCCAAAUAAUGGUCCAAAAUGUGAAUUAUGAAAUUCCAUAUCAAAAAAAGCAGGUGCAAAAGAUCCAGCAACAGCUAGCGGAGCUGGAGCGCAAGGAAGCUGAUAUUAAAAGAAGUGCAGCUCUAUCUGCAGCUAAAUAUGCAGAGGCUUGUCAGGAGCUUGGGUUACAGGGUAAAAAUGUGAGAUUAGAACUUUUGGAGACUGCAAAAUCGCUUCCAAACACUUUUAGCAGAAUUCUGGAAGUAAUAAACAGUGAUUCUGUGACACAGGCUAUGGAAUAUUAUUCAAAUUUUGUCAGAGAUGCUCAUAUGGAUAAGGAUAAAAAUAUGCAGACUGUGCUACCGAAUUUGAGGGACAUUCGCGAAAAUCCCCCUUCAUUGAAUGUUUCUGCUGGCUCUGACAUCCUUGAUUCCAUGAAUGUCCAAACAAGCUUUGAUGAAUCACAUCAUUUGACUGGGGAGGUGCAUGCUGUUGCAGAUAAUAUAGACUGGGAUAUUUCUGUGGACAGCUCUCAGAUUGAUUGGGAUAUUGGUAUUGGGGAGGAAUCAGAGGAUGCUGGCAAUGGAUUGGGCCCCUAUGAGAUCGUAAAUGCCAGCGAAAUUUUACAAGAUUCUUCACUGAAUGAUGCUGUAGAAUCUGAUACGACCCCCUUAAAUAAAGAAGGGCAGAGCCCAAUCCCAGAUAGUUAUCCGUCAGAGAUAUCAUGGGAUAUUAACGUUGAGAAUCCUCAAGUUGAUGUGAUUGACGAUGCUUCUCUGCCAAAUGUAGGCCUGGAAGCUCAGACAUCUGUUCCAGAUGCUUUAACUCAGACCACAAAAAUUAAAGAAGACCGGAGUCAGCUGUUGGAGACAGAGUACAGGAAUAAUAUUCUUGAUGAUUUAUACGAGAUCAAAGCAUUUUUGAAUCAAAGGUUGGUGGAGUUAAGAAAUGAUGAGACCUUGUCCUUACAACAUCAAGUACAGGCAGUUGCUCCUUUUGUGCUGCAGCAAUACACAACUGAUGCCAUCCUGAUGAUGCUUUCUGAUGUUUCCUCAGCAAUUUCCUUGCUGACAAAUAGGAAAACACGGGAUUUGAUUAUGAUUCUAAAUUCCAAAAGAUUUCUGGACAGACUAGUUAGUACAUUGGAAGAAAAGAAGCAUCAUGAAGCAAAGUUAAAAGAGGGUUUGAAGGCUGUGGCUACCAAACGCAUGGAGCUUCACAAUUCAUUAUCUUCUUCUUGGCCAAAGCAAGAAGCGGCCCUGGCUAAAACGAGGGAGUUGAAGAAGCUCUGUGAGAGCACACUUUCAUCCAUGUUCGACGGAAGACCUGUCAAUAUCAUUGGAGAGAUCAACACCCUGUUGAAUAGUGGAAUUAGCAUGUAACUCUUGGACAACGUGUCAUCACUCAGAAGCAAUGUUGGCGACGUGAAAAUGCAGAUUGAAAUUCUGCACAGGACAAUUUCUGCUAGUAUUGACAUAGAAAAUUGGCAGAGCCCAUGUUCCUUUUGUUACCAAUAUUUAUUUAGUGCCUUAAUCACUAGGAGGUGCUUGGGUUCACACAGGAAACUUUCUUUGUUUAUGGCAAAUAAUGGUUUCUUCGGGAUGAGAUUUUUAAAAUUUUGAAGUUGCUUUCU